AUGGCGCGUGACGGCGUUGUCGCUUUCUCUCUAUACAGGUCGACCUGUGAUGAAGGGCAUGACCAAGGUCAGGGCAGGCAUCGGGGGAAGGGUGCUGCGGCGGUGAGCGAGGGGUUGGCUGCCAGCGGGCAGAACGACGUGGCGGCAGCGCUGGGGGUGGGUGCGGUGAGGAUGAAGAAGGCGGGCGACGGUGGAGGGAAGGCGCGGCGGAAGGUGCGGGAGCCGCGGUUAUGCUUCAAGACGAUGAGCGACAUCAAUGUCCUCGACGACAGCUACAAGUGGCGCAAGUACGACCAAAAGGUCGUCAAGAACACGCAGCACCCUAGGUUUCCAAACUGGAACCUCCGGUUUUGGCUUGGGCAGAGAGAAACCCCAAACCUUAUGCGUUGCAAGUGA
Molecule: messenger RNA, 396 nt
Organism: Setaria italica (foxtail millet)
Lineage: Eukaryota; Viridiplantae; Streptophyta; Magnoliopsida; Poales; Poaceae
Product: WRKY transcription factor WRKY24-like
Exons: 2
Coding region: 1-396 (131 amino acids)
Biological process (GO): regulation of DNA-templated transcription
Molecular function (GO): DNA-binding transcription factor activity; sequence-specific DNA binding
Source: RefSeq, a predicted model, not a curated record